UGGGGGAGGGAUGUUUAAACUUGUGUAACAUGUUUAAGGCUGAGUGCAAAGCACAGAGGAAAGGGUGGAGCUCUGGCAUGUAAGCAAUAACAGCACUGAAUAGCAUUGAGUAGAAAAUCUUGACGCAUUUUGUGGAGCAAAGAAAGCUAGUAGAAGAGUAAAAGAUAGGAGAAAAGGACAGGAUUUAAACAAGGUUUUUAGGAAAAAAAAAAACACUUCUUCACCAUAAUGGAAAUCCCUGACAUGGAUUCAAAGAAACUGCCUUGUCGGCCAGAGAUGUUUGAUUUUGAGGGUAUUUCUAUGACUCACUUUUUCACUGACAACUGGGAAAAAGUGAAAAAUUUUCAAGCCAGACCUGAUGACAUUCUAAUCGCCACAUAUCCCAAAGCAGGUACCACAUGGGUUUCUUAUAUAUUGGACCUUCUGUAUUUCGGUAAUGAUGAUCCAGAGCGUCAGACUUCCGAGCCCAUCUAUAUAAGAAUCCCAUUCCUAGAGUCAUGUUUUCAGGAGUUUUCAACAUUUGCAGGGACAGAAAUGGUGGAUAAUCUGAGCACCGUUCCCCGUAUCAUCAAAACUCAUUUACCUGUUCAGCUAGUACCCAAGUCCUUCUGGGAGCAGAACUCAAGGAUUGUGUAUGUUGCACGUAAUGCAAAAGACAACGCAGUUUCCUAUUUUCAUUUUGAUCGAAUGAACAUGGUACAGCCUGAACCAGGGGACUGGGACCACUACUUAGAGAAAUUUAUGAAAGGAAAAAAUGUGUUUGGUCCAUGGUUCGACCAUGUCAGUGGAUGGUGGGAGAAAAAACAGACAUAUUCUAAUCUACUGUACUUGUUCUAUGAGGAUUUGGUUGAAGACACUGGACGUGAGGUAGAACGUUUGUGCUCCUUCUUGGGUUUGUCCACUUUAGUUGAAGAGAGGGAAAAAAUAACAAAAGGGGUUCAGUUUGAUGCCAUGAAACAGAACAAGGUGACCAACCAUGUCACAAUCCCUUUCAUGGACUUCAAGAUCUCACCAUUCAUGCGGAAAGGGAAAGUUGGAGACUGGAAAAGUCACUUUACUGUGGCACAAAAUGAACAGUUUGAUGAGGUCUACAAACAGAAGAUGAAGAACACCACUGUCAAGUUUCGCACUGAGAUUUAAUAUUUGAGUUCUAGAUCUUUUUGAUUGUUAGUGAUUUUAUUAGAAAUGGAUUGUUAGUGUUAAUGUGUACAUUUUUCAGGACAGAAAUACAAUAACCUUAGAAGUUUUUUUUUUUUUUUUUUUUUUUUUUUUGUUUACUCUACCUCAGCUUUAACCCUCAGCUUUUGGAAUAGUUUUAAUGUAGUCCAGUUAAUUGAGAUAAGUCACUUUAGUUUGUAUCAUGUGAUGUUGUUUGUAGUUUAUGCUCAUAAUCUGGAGUCCCUAAUCAUGUUGAUUGCUUCUAUUUGCUUUUAGAAUAACACUGGAUCAGUGUUAUCUGAAUAUUAUUAUCUGAUACUAUUAUCUUUACAUUCUCACCAAACAUUUGCUAGCGUUGGUCUGACAUCUUAGACCGAUUCAGUCAAGAAUACCUCAAAUCAUUGGUUUGAUCCACAAAUUUAUAUUGAUCGUAAUUAAUUAUAAAUAAAACAUCUGACUAAGCUUCCAUGUACAGCCGA
Molecule: messenger RNA, 1637 nt
Organism: Labeo rohita (rohu)
Lineage: Eukaryota; Metazoa; Chordata; Actinopteri; Cypriniformes; Cyprinidae
Gene: sult1st4
Product: sulfotransferase family 1, cytosolic sulfotransferase 4
Exons: 8
Coding region: 229-1140 (303 amino acids)
Biological process (GO): sulfation
Cellular component (GO): cytoplasm
Molecular function (GO): sulfotransferase activity
Source: RefSeq, a predicted model, not a curated record